AUGGCGAGCCACGAGGGUUCACGAAAGCGACUUAAGAUGUCCCGGAGCGAAGCAAGAACAGCAGGCACAAACGACAUGGUAUCCCUCGCCUCAGCAUCAACCUCUGAAAUGGUACCAACCACACAAGGCCCGUCAUGCCACACCGGCGCCUGCCAGCACGAGCAGCAUUUGAAAACCCUCAACACCGACGUCGACGCCAUGCGCCAACUCAUCACCUGCAAGAUCUGCGACCGAUUGCUCUACGAACCCUACGCUCUUUCAUGCGGACACACCUACUGCUAUCAGUGCCUGCGACAGUGGUUUGACAACAACCGGCACAAGAAAACGUGUCCCGACUGCCGCAUGCUCGUCACCCAACAGCCGACACCUUCUUACGUCCUGCGAGAGCUGGUGCUGAUCUUCGUGAGCCGUAACGAGCUGCUGCCAGAUGGCGAGACGUCGGAUGAGCAUCAUCAGUGGUCGAAGGAGGAGGCGGAUUUGGUUGCCAAGGACAAAGCUAGUACUGAUGCAAGAGAAGGUGGGCUUUUCAAGGGCAUGUUCAAGAAUGUACCCAGGCUGGUAGGAGGGCUGCGGGAUGCUGGCGAUGGCGUGGACAGGUGUCCACACUGCAUGUGGGAGCUCGAAGGACCGGUGUGCUCGCAUUGUGGUGAGAGGGUGGAUGAUUCGGACAGCGAUAUCACGGACGAUGAGCUCGAUCAUGAGAUCGACGCUGAAGAUGCAGCGGCGUUCUUUGGAGCGGACGGUGCGGACGAUUUCAUGGACCCACAGUCCUUCGACGGCAGCUACGACUCAGAGCCAGACGGGCUUGGAAUGGCACGGCUUGAUGCCGAACAAGAUGAGCUAACCAACUACAUCAAUCAGUAUGGCGGCAGGAGGAGAGGUCAUCGAAAUCACCACACGAUCGACUUGGUGUCCGAAGACGAAGAGGAUGACUUUGAUGAUGAUGACGCGGACGUGGAUGGGGAGAUGCAGGGGUUUGUGGUGGACGAUGAUGAUGUCGAUGGCCCGAUCGAGCAGAGUGGAUCAAGUGAAGACGACACAGACGUCCCGCGUCGACGCUUGGUGCGUCGCAGGAGCCCCAUCACGAUCUCGGACGACGAAGGCGAUGGUGCUGCAUCUGCCGGUGCGCCAGUGACGGAGGAGGAUUCAGAGGACGAAGGGCCGAUCGCUCGUGGCAGCCAGAGGAGCAAGCGUGGUGGGCGGGUACCCUUCAGAGGAGCACCAGCUUCACAUUUCGUGGAGAGCUCUAGUGCCGGACCGAGCGAUGGUGAGGAUGACGAGAUGGACCUGCCCGGGCGGCUUGCCGGCUUCUCGCCGCUGGACCAAGACGACAACAGGUCAAGUGACGGAUCAAGUGAAGGGUCAAAUGAUGGGUCAAACGACGGCUCGAGCGAUGAGCAGUCUGAGCCAGUGAGCUCCAUCCAUCCGAUGAACGCCAGCGACGACGAGCUAGAGCUAGACGUUGAUGACUUCGACCACAAUGGGUACGGCGAUGAGCAUGACGACGAGGAUGACGACGGGUGGGGUACUGAAGUCGAGACGCCUCGCCGUUCGAGACCAGCACUGAUGGCGGCUUCGCACCGGCUGCAUACUGGAGCGCAACAUAGACAGCGCCAUACCUCCAACUUCAGCAGCCUCAGCAGCAACAUAAGAUCCCCACCACCACCUGCAAGGUACGCGUACAUGGGCCACCGCACACUCGACCUACCAACCACACGCACGAAUGCUCCUGGGGAGCGCACACGACACCGCAACACCCCAGCCACUCUCCGCCACGCUCAACCCGCCUUCAGAGCCCCGGCUCACCCUUUUCAACUCAGCAACACAUUAGCAUCCGUCAAUAGUGCGUAUAACCAGCGCGCUCAUCAGAACACAGCUCAGCGAUCUUCUCGCUACGAGCCGGAGUCUUCAGGCGAGAGCGGGAGUAGCAGAACCGUCGGGACGAAUGAUGGUGGUCGGGGGAGGAAGAGGACGCUGAGUAUUGCAUCUGAUGACUUCCACUUGCCGUCUGACGUUAGCGUUCCGUCUGAGGGGGUUGAGUUUCAGAGUAUGGUGCAGCGUGGGGAAUGGGAUGAGUAG
This is a messenger RNA of Saxophila tyrrhenica, 2079 nucleotides long. It is a transcript of the gene PSH1, whose product is annotated as E3 ubiquitin ligase. The transcript has 2 exons. The record is from RefSeq and is a predicted model, not a curated record. NCBI's taxonomy places the organism in Eukaryota, Fungi, Ascomycota, Dothideomycetes, Mycosphaerellales, Extremaceae. Bases 1 to 2079 code for a protein of 692 amino acids. Gene Ontology annotation, cellular component: Rad6-Rad18 complex; nucleus. Gene Ontology annotation, molecular function: metal ion binding; single-stranded DNA binding; ubiquitin protein ligase activity. Gene Ontology annotation, biological process: protein monoubiquitination; DNA damage tolerance.